Messenger RNA from Lycium ferocissimum, 1560 nucleotides. Its product is annotated as probable glucan endo-1,3-beta-glucosidase A6. Gene Ontology annotation, biological process: carbohydrate metabolic process. The transcript has 2 exons. Lineage: Eukaryota; Viridiplantae; Streptophyta; Magnoliopsida; Solanales; Solanaceae. Gene Ontology annotation, molecular function: hydrolase activity, hydrolyzing O-glycosyl compounds. Gene Ontology annotation, cellular component: plasma membrane. The record is from RefSeq and is a predicted model, not a curated record. Bases 131 to 1453 code for a protein of 440 amino acids.
AUAUGAUUAGUAAAUUAAAUGACUUUCAUCGUACCAAACACUGAAUCUUAACUGAUUAAAAUAUUCUUUUAUCUUAUUUUUCCUUUUUUUUCAUUUUGUGUUUUGGGGUGUAGAUGCAUCAACAGCAAGCAUGAUUGGAAUAAAUUAUGGAAGGCUAGGAAAUAAUUUACCAUCUCCAUAUCAAUCAAUAGAGCUUAUAAAAACCAUGAAAGCUGGUAGAGUCAAGCUUUAUGAUGCAAAUCCAGAGAUACUUAGAUUAUUAUCAGGUACAAAUCUUCAUGUCUCAAUCAUGGUUCCAAAUGAUCAAAUCUCAGCUGUUGCUGCAAGUCAGUCAGCUGCAAAUCGAUGGGUACGCGACAAUGUUCUUUCGUACUAUCCAAACACGAUGAUUCGAUACAUUUUAGUAGGAAAUGAAGUUCUAAGCAACAAUGAUGAUCAAAGUUUAUGGUAUGAUCUUGUACCAGCCAUGAGAAAUAUCAAGAAUUCGGUCGAUGAACAUAACAUUCACAACAUAAAAAUUGGUACCCCUUUAGCCAUGGACAUAUUGCAAACCUCAUUUCCACCUUCAAGUGGUGAAUUUAGGUUAGACAUUCCAAGAAACAAUCUAUUGUUACCAUUGUUGAGGUUCUUGAAUUGGACAAAAUCGUACUUUUUUAUUGACGUGUACCCUUAUUUCUCAUGGUCCCAAAAUCCAUCUUCCAUAAGUCUUGAUUUUGCACUAUUUAAAGGAACUCACACCUAUACUGACCCUGAUAGUGGCUAUGUUUACACAAACCUCUUGGAUCAAAUGCUUGAUUCUGUCGUUUUCGCCAUGCAAAAAUUAGGAUUUUACAAUAUCCGACUAGCAAUAGCAGAAACCGGAUGGCCUAAUGGAGGUGACUACGAUGAAAUUGGUGCCAAUGUCUACAAUGCAGCUACAUACAAUCGAAAUCUUAUACGUAGAAUCACAUCACAACCGUCUAUUGGGACACCAGCUCGUCCAGGGACAGCGAUACCGACAUUUAUUUUUUCUCUCUACGAUGAAAAUCAGAAGGGUGGUCCGGGGACAGAGAGGCACUGGGGUUUGUUACAUCCUAAUGGUAGGCCAAUUUACGAUAUCGACUUGACAGGAGAGAUUCCAGAAGCUGAAUUUUCUAAGUUACCUGGCCCCAAAAACAAUGGACCAUUUCAUGGGAAACUGUGGUGUGUGGUGACAAAAGAUUUUGUGAAUGAAUUUGAUUUAGGGCAAGCUUUGGAAUUUGCAUGUAGGAGAAAUGGGACUUGUGAUGAAAUUGCUCCUGGAAGAUCAUGUUAUCAACCUGUUUCAAUUGUGUCACAUGCAAACUAUGCAUUUAGUUCAUAUUGGGCCAAGUUUAGAAAAGAUGGUGAAACAUGUCAUUUCAAUGGGCUUGCUGUUCAGACCACUAUUGACCCAAGUCAUGGAUCAUGCAAAUUCCCUUAUGUUUCUCUCUAAAAACAGCAUGGAAGAUACAUUUGGAGCCUACUAUAUUAAAUCUCAUUUUGAUAAGUAGAAUCUUUCUUAGGAGUAUUGAGAACUUGCAAUAAACUUUAUUAUUUUCU